AUGACUAUAGCACACGUUUGGGAGAACACCAAGAUCAUUCUCUCUGAUCCAAAGACGCUCAUACGGUUGGGUAUUGAAUGCUUCCCAAAGUACAAACUCAAUGAUACCAAGGGUGCUCUCGUUGACGUAGAUGAGAGAAUGACUAUGCUCAAUACAAUUAUAAUGUCCAUACAACAUGUUUUGGCUAUGAUGGGUUCUACUGUCAUUUGUCCAUUGUUGAUGGGAUUUUCACCAAAUACUUGUUUACUUUUCAGUGGUAUUGGAACUCUUAUCUUUUAUAUUUGUACGAUGGGUCAAUUACCAUCAUACCUUGGUCCAUCAUUUGCUUUUAUCGGUGUCGUUAAUUCAGCUACCGGUUUUGCAUAUGUUCCUGGUGGCCCAACCAAUCCAAACAUUCCAAUUGCCACUGGUGGUAUUCUAGUGUGCGGUCUCAUCUAUUUGGCCAUUUCAUUCAUUGUAAUGGUGGUUGGUGCUAAAUGGUUAGAGAUUUUAAUGCCUCCCAUCGUAACAGGAACAGUCGUCAUGGCCAUCGGAUUAAAUUUAGCCAAUGCUGCUAUUGGUGAGUGUGCUUCAUCAGGUAUCGAUGCCUGGGUUGCCUUUGCCACUAUCAUGAUGACAUGUCUUUUACUUUGCUAUGGACCUGGUCUAACUAAAAGAAUGCCAAUUUUGAUUGGUGUGAUUUUUGGUUAUUUAAUUUAUCUUUUCCUCGGAUUAGGAGGUAUUGGACCAGGAAUUGAUUUUACAGCUGUUAAAGAGAGUGCUUGGUUUGAAGCACCUCCCAUGCAUACUCCAGAGUUUGAUGGGUCUGCCAUCUCCCUCAUUGCACCUAUUGCUAUCAUUCUUAUUGCUGAAAACAUUGGUCACGUCAGAGCUGUUGGUUCAAUGACUGGAAAGAAUCUUGACAAGCUUCUUGGAAGAACUUUCCUCGGUGAUUCGAUUGCCACCAUUAUCGCCGCCCUUGGCGGAGGUUUGGGUACUACCACAUAUGCUGAGAAUAUUGGUGUUAUGAGUGUUACACGUAUCUAUUCUACUUUGCCAUUCAUUUUCUGCGCAUUUUUUGCUAUAUUCUUGGGAUUGUUUGCCAAGUUUGGUGCAUUCAUUCAAACGAUUCCAAGCGGUGUAUUUGGUGGUAUUGAAGUUAUUUUGUUUGGUAUGAUUGCUAUUACUGGAGCCAAGAUUUGGAUUGAAGACAAUGUAGACUUUUCCAAGCCCAGAAACCUCCUCACCGCCGGUAUUGGAGUGGUGUGCGGAUGUGGUAUGAUCAAUGGUAUCGUUGUCACCUGGGGUGUCAUUAAAAUCGAUGGUAUCGGUGUGUCUACCCUCGGUAGUAUCAUUCUCUACCAAGUGUUGCGUGACGAUUGGCCAGAGGUUGCAGCUUUCCUCUAUGGCAAAAUCAGAGGUAGAAAUGUUACUUGGAAGGGUGGCAAAUCAGACACUCCACAAACCCAGACCACCAUUGAAAUGCCAGAUCUCAACCAAUCCUCUGCUUCAUCUACAUGGCAAUCGGGAGCAUCCAAACCAUCAUCAUUGCCACAAUUUAAAAACGACGCAAUUGUAACUUUAGGCCAAAGUGAUGGUGAUAGACUCUAA
Messenger RNA from Cavenderia fasciculata, 1590 nucleotides. RefSeq lists its product as uncharacterized. Bases 1 to 1590 code for a protein of 529 amino acids. The record is from RefSeq and is a predicted model, not a curated record. The transcript is spliced from 4 exons. Gene Ontology annotation, molecular function: xanthine transmembrane transporter activity. Lineage: Eukaryota; Evosea; Eumycetozoa; Acytosteliales; Cavenderiaceae. Gene Ontology annotation, cellular component: membrane. Gene Ontology annotation, biological process: transmembrane transport; xanthine transport.